This is a messenger RNA of Pocillopora meandrina, 12034 nucleotides long. NCBI's taxonomy places the organism in Eukaryota, Metazoa, Cnidaria, Anthozoa, Scleractinia, Pocilloporidae. The record is from the annotation of a GenBank genome assembly.
AUGGCACCGCAUUCUGGUGUCAAUGGCGAAAGUAAAGGAGAAGGACAGGACCAUGCUCUUGCGUAAGCAUUUUGUGUUUAAAUUGUAGUUUGUGUGGCUUUUUAAAGAACCUGAAUAUGUCAACAGCGUACCGAAAAAUACCGCGUGUAAAUCUUUGUCAGGAUUCAACGCAGUUUCAUCGAAAGACUCCAAUUUACGUUGAUACUUUCAAGGUUUCCUUGUUUCGUUUCAGUCUUAAGUUCUUUGGUUAGUCGGUCAUUGUUGGCACGUUCAGGAUCGGUUUGCGGUUGUUAAAUACAAAUACGUUUUUACAAUUUCUACUUCGAACCUUGGAUCCGAGAGGAAAUGGAAGUUCAUCAGUUGAUUGUUUAGCUAUUUGUCACACGUAAACGAUGAUUGUUAUUAUUUAGUAUGGCUUCGUCGUUGUUGUAAGAUUGCAGUAGCUUCAUGUGUAACCGGUGGGAUAAGUGUUUUGUGAGUUUGUACAUAACGGCUCGUCUGAUUUCAAUAUCUCCUAGGCGUGACUACAAAUAAUAAUUGCAUUGAUUUUUGUACCCGCAACUGUCGAAGUUUAUCACAAAUUUCCAUGUUUUUCGAUCGAAGCAAAUGAAAUAGGCAAAAUGUACUCGAUUCAUGUUAAGUCAGGCUUCUUUUUCUUAACUGUGUAAGUUAGGUUUCGCACACAUUUUACCUUCGCUUGCUGGGGAAUCGAAUUGAGUGGAUGCUCUGUUUCUGAAAGCACAGUUUGCAGAAUGGUGUUAACAUCUUGUCGCUUACAAAAUUAGUCAUGUGAUCCGCUGAAUUACUUGUUAAUUGUUCCAAGAAAAUUGUGAUUUUUAAGAAACUUCCUGACAGACAGAUUGUUACACUUUCGGGGAAAGAAUUCCCAUCAGUUCAGAAGUUCCAACGCAUGAACCGUGAAAAUAUGUAAAUAGCUGUUUCGAGUCGGGUUUCUUGAUGUAAACAAAAAUGAUUUGAUAAAUAAACUAAUAUCAAGUUUUCGUUAUUUUAAUUAAGAUCCUAGUUUAAAAAACUUUCCACUGAAUUUGAGGUGUUAUUGUAAUGAUGAACAUCACAGCUUAAAAUAAUUCUUAAGUACUUGCCCUUUUGCUAACUUUUUAAAAGUUGAACUCAGGGUGAUGGAAAAGACAGGAAUAACCAUGAAUAGGCAAAAUAACAACCAACAAAGGCUAUUGCAUCAACAUCCUUUUAAAAUAUCUGCUGGUAUCUUUUGUCAAAUUGUAGUUUUACCAUGAUGAUCCUGAACAGGGAACUUAAAUUUCAUUUUCGCAAGUUAAAUAGAUCUGAGGCAAUGGGAUUUAGUCAGGUAAUGUUUCAGCAACAAUGUAAUCAAACUUGGUCAGGUUUUUUUACAGGGGGGAAGUAGAAAUCAAUUAUGUUAUGCUGAAAGAGUAAGUGGAUUCUAUUUGAACCUUAAUGUUUUAGAAAAUUGCUGCUUAACUUGAAUCCUGUCACGUAAUCUUUCUGUUUUUAGCAGUUGUAUUAUGUUCAUGAUCAUACUGUUGAUUUCCUGAAUAUUAGAGAGUCAUCUUGCAUUAGUUUAAACUGUCAACCUCUGUAUGUUUAAAUAAGAAGAAUUGUAUUUGCAUAAAUUUUAUUUGGGAAAGACAGAGAAAUUGUGUAUGUUAAUUUUAUUAGCAGCCAAAAUAUGGCCAAAAGAGCAUGAUAGAUAUGAAGCUUCACUGCAGGGCCACCAGUUUAUUAUGGGUAAUGAUGUGGUUUCUUUAGUCUUGUGAUGCAGUCAAUUUUUGAUGCAGAUCUCUGCAAUGAUGUCAUCUAGUUAUUUUUAAUUUUGAAGAAUGAUAACUAUUCAUAUUAUAUGUUAAUCAGUUUUUUAUACUUAUACAUGUCCAAUUGAUGUGUUGCGUAAGCAGGAAGCUUUUAAGUCAUGCAUGACUUUAUUUGUACCAUGUAUUCCUUUACACUAUCCUGAGUAUUUCUCUAUGAAUUUUGGUGAUCCAAAUAUUUAAUUAAGGUACAAUAUUUUUGGAGUUAGCAAACUCCAAGACAAAUGAUGUUUUGUCUGUGUUUUACCUUUUUUUUUUUGCCUUUCGGAGGGUUUUCACUGUCUCAUAAAUAUCUUGGCUAAAUGCCAUAAGUGAAACAAUUCAUACGAUCAACACGAUUUAAGAGAAAUAUGUUUUUUCUUUUUGUCUUGUCAUGUACGUGGGACAAAGAAAAAAUUCUGGGUCCCCAUGAGGAAUCAAACCUCAGACCUUCAGAUUCUGCGCUCUGAUGCUCAUUCAAGGGUUUGUUUACCAAAUUAUAUGGAAAGAACUCAGGCGUAGCAAAAUCCUUAGUCUUGUUACCAUUUUGUUAUUUCAGAAAAGACGGGGCUUCACUCUAUGAUGUUCUUGGAGUUGACAAAAGUGCAACACAAGAAGAAAUUAAGAAAGCGUAUAGGAAGGUGAGACUUGUAAACUUGUAAACUUGUCAUGUGAUUGUAAUGUGGGCAAAUGGUUCAAAUGGAAAUUAAAGUCCAUACAUGAUUUUUUCUUUUCCUUCAAACAUUCAGCCCUUAUUGUCCUAACAUCUCAGUAUCACUUCUCUUUUGUGAAAUGCAUUUCUUAGAAAUUGUUCUUUGAGAAUUUGGUUCUCAGUCAGAAGUUUUCUUUAUUUUUGUCAUCUUUGUGGUUGACAACAUUUUUAUAUUAUAAGGAUAAAUAACUUAUUGGCUGCUUGUGAAAGAUUCAAGACCUGCACAACUGUAAAUUUUUGAACUUUGAGCAUUUAGCAAACUGCUCAAAAUUUUUUGAAAUUUUGGUAUUUACCCUGAAACUGGAUGAUUGUGUGAAAUUUUAUGUUGGGGGUCACAUUGCUAUGAGCCCUUUUAACAGAGAACUUUUCUGACUUGUGUGUUGUUCAGAAACACUUUUUUUAAUCUUCAGAUCAGAUGUGAACUCUUUUUAUUGAUAUAUAUGCACUCACAUCACAGUUUCUUUUAGAACACACUGUUAAAACUGUGACUCUAUUGCUGAUGCAUCAUGCAUGGAUAAUUUGUGGUUGAUUUUAGGCAUAAAAUUACUCUGAAUUAUUUGGUCCUGUAAUUGUUUAUAGCCUUCCGUUCUGAUAUUUAUAUUUAUAAGCAUUGAUAUGCCACCCUACUAAUUCGAAGUAUUAUGCAUUAGACUUACUAUAAACCCUCUGAUUGCUUGAGAGCAUACAGUCAAUAUAAAAUAAUGUGUGAAGUUGAGAUGAUAACCUAAUGUCUUCAGCAGAUAUUGGGUUAUCAUGUGGAGUUCAAACUCAAAGUUCCUAGUUUGCGAGCCCCUUGUCUAUGUGGUGUUCUCAAACUUUUGCAAAGCUAGAGAGAAGUGUCUUCUUUUGCAGAUUGUUUAGAAAAAUGAGUAAUAAAAAAAAUUGCUGUAUUGAAUUCAGUUUUCACAUGAUAUCAUUAAUUAUCAAAUCUUGUGACUGUGUAACUUAGACCUCCGCAUUGAUAAUUCAUGAUAUCAUGCUCAACCUCAUCCAGUAAUUGCUCUUUGUAUGUCAUUCUGUGUGUAUCACACUAAUGGCCAGCAGAUUUGUUAAUUAGUUUUCUGCCUUUUUGUCUUUUAAAUCAUUCAUUAUCUCAGAAUUAUGUGGUUGAGUUGAAGGCUUACUGUCUACUAGUCUGACUCCAUGACUAUUAGGGUAUAGCAAGCUUGUAUUUUGUGCAUUUUCCCAUAAAUACACACUGUAAACAGUUAUGUGCAUUGCAUAUGAGAUGGCUGAUAGCCAACAAGGCUGGUAUCACCUAUCAAAUUUGCAUGUGUAAUAUAAAGGGAUUUUUUCAUGGAAAGUGCGCACAAACAAAUUUUAUUCAAGAGCUGUGAUGCAUCAAAGAACUAACAAAUGAGGGCAGCUAACAAGUGAGUUUUUUAUUCAUUGCAACAUGUGGAUAAGAAUUGUUAAGCAUUUUCCAUAGCAUGAUGUUUUUAUUUCGUACAUAAUGAUUUUUUUUUCUUACUGACUAAGCCACUUCAAAGAUUGGAAGCCCUUUAAGUGCAAGAGCAAAUAUUUUUAAGAACACUGCCAAAUCUGCUCUGUAACAUGAUAUUCAGUCUGUUUACAACUAUAUAUUUCAAAUUUUGUUAUUUGUUUUCACGCUAAUUUGCUGAUGGCGAGACUUAAAAAGUCUCUUAAAAGAGAAAAAGGUAAUUCAUAUUUCAGCAAAUCUUAGCACUUCCUCUUUUAUUUUGCUGUUACAGAAAAUCAAGUGCUUGUUGCCCUCCCUUUGAAAAACUAUCAUUCAUGUGUUUGAUUAAGGGAAUGAUGUACUUUUCACAGUCACAAUUGGUUUAGUAUUUUUGUACAAAUCUUAUGCAUGUUUUUUUUUCCAUGUUUAAAUCUCGAUAUAAAUGAAGUAAAUGUGUUUUCAACAACUUUCAAGAAAAUAUCCAAAUAAUUUGCAGAAUAUGUGCUUUUUUUUUUCAUGGAAAAGUCUGUGGUUGUGAGGUCAGGUGUGUUGGCCUGUCAAACAAUCAAAAUAGUGGAAUUUAUGAUAUACAUGUACCAUCUUAAUGGGUAUCUUUAUUAAUGUAAUAUAUAAGUGUAAUCACAAUUAUAGUGUUACAACAAUAUCAGAUGUUAAUCAAAAAACUGUUUUUGUUUUAUUAGAUGGCACUGAAGCACCAUCCUGAUAAAAAUCCUAAUAAUCCUGAAGCUACAGAAAAAGUAAGUCAAUCUUUGCUUGGGAGAAAAAGAAAAUGUUGAUACUAACAUGGGUCUUGGAAAACUCUGAAACUCUUAGAAUUUGGCCUUCUUAUUAUUGACAGAAAUUUUAGCUUAGGGACUUUCUGAAGGGGAGACACCACUGAAACAGAUAUGACCCCAAAAUGCAUUAGGAGCCGUCAAGGAUUUCAUGUAUGUCUCCAUAACUUGUCCAAAUUCCCACGAAAAAUGCGUAGCAAGCAAGAACAACAACAAAUUUUUCUAACACAGUUGAUGAAGCUAUGAUGAUAACAAAGGAAACAGUCCAAAAAUCCACCAGGAUGUUACAAAUAUUGGCUCUAAGCACACAUCGCUAGUAAGAAUGUGAACCCUCUGCACCCUAACAUCACUUUGCAUUUUCUCUGUCCUGUUCUCCAUACAUUUUCUAAGGUGCUGACAAGGAGAAUUUGUUUAGCAAUCAAGAGCUUCUUCAGUUGGUGAUCAUUUUCUUUAUUCUCAUGACAUGAAUGAGUGAUUCAGGGGUGAUAUUGUAAGGAGAAAUUAUAUGCUGGUCACUGCGAGGGGUCAAAGGGUCAAUUAAUUGAUGCAGGUUUUGGGGAGUUUUGAUAAUCCAGCAUGUUUGGACAAAUUGUGCAUAUUCUGUGCAUAUUCUGUGCCUCACACUCAGUCAGAAGCCUUUUAAUGUUGUGACGUAGCCACAGUGAUCCUCAUUAAAACAAACUCUAAGAAUAACUAUUUUUUCUGACUUUAGGCAAAUGUUUGUUCUCUUUCAGUUUAAGGAAGUCAAUCACGCACAUAGUAUAUUAGCUGAUCCCAGUAAAAGGGAAAUUUAUGACAAGUAUGGCUCUAUGGGUCUCUAUAUAGCUGAACAAUUUGGAGAAGAGGUAAGAUCAAAUUUAUUGAUUUUGUUUUCUACUGAAUUAGGCAAUAUUUUUGUGACUGUCUGUUUUUGUUACAGAGCUUUUUUUGAAAUUUUCCUGAUUGUUUGGGGUUUUGAAAGAUUCUUUUAGAAAUAACAUCUCAUCACGGAAAGUCGUGUUUACAAGUGUAUUGAAAGCAUUAUCAAACCCCAAAAAACUCCCAGUAACAUCACAAGACAUCAUUUCAUUUAAAAGACCUUUUGUUUCACAACAUUCACCUCUACAUGAUGCCAAGUGCUAUGCCUCUCUUAUGUAAAUUGGUGUGAUCUGUAUCAUAAUGAAUAGAGAUUUCCACAACAUAGGCUUCUCAGUACAUGAACAAUAUCUCUGAUAUAAACCUUUUACCCCGGUGACCUGUGAGCGAAUUCUUCUCUCCCUAAGAAAACAUGUUUCUUUGACAGUGUAUUGAAGGACAAGCAGAAUUGAUCAGUUAUCACGUAACAGAUUAAAUGUCUUUUAUUAAAUUUUAACGCCCUUUUCCUGACCCGUUCCCUGGUAUGGGGUUAUUUGAAAAUGAUAUUGGUGACAUUUGGUGGAGGAUACAUGUAGUAAAAUUUAAAAAAUUAUUUCAACAUGCAAAGUGUCUUUUUCCCACUAAGGAAAAAAACACUCCACGACGAUAGUGUUCUUGUAAGCCUUUCCGGUACCGCAUUUAAUAUUUAAGUCCUCAGGGAUAUGAAAGAAAAGUUGAGAUAGUCUUGAUAGUUAAUGUGCAAACGAACGAAGCAGUCGAACGAAGCAGUCUGUCCUUUGCCUGAUAUAUUCAUGUUCUUGUUUUCAUGGUGUUUUUUUCGUUACAUUCGACUGCACGGAAGUAUACCGCAAUCCAGAAAUACAUGUAUUCUUUCGUUACUAAAGCUUCGCCUGGCAUGGUUGAAGGGAAUUACAAAUAAUUUUUUCAAGGGAAUUAUCGCUGAAAAGUUCUUUGCAAGGAAUAAAAUAGUAAUGGUCGUAUUUAGCUUGGUUUUCAUGCUUACUGUCUUCUUGCGAUAUGAAUUAUUUUUUUCCAGUUUUCCUCCCUCUGUAAAUUUUUUGUAUUAAAGUCCAGCCCGAAAAAUUAUUAAUUUAACAUGAGAGAUUUUCAUAAACUACUCGUAAUCAUUUUCAAUUAUUCAUUCAAGAAUCAGACCAAUCAAUGUUAUAGUAUUUGGUCUUCAAAGAGAAGGGGAAGAGUCUGUGUUCAUUGUUUUCAAAGCUAAACAUUUUGAAGGAAAGUUACACCUUGGUUACACUGAGAAAAGAGGUAAACUUGUUUUCACACUGAGAGAGGGCCCCAUUCGUGCAAUGUACAAGAAUUAGUGUCAAUUAGGUGAUAAUUGAAAGGAAAAGAGCUGAUUUAUUUUGAAGAUGUCCUUUCCUAAAAGAAAAGAAAGCACUCCAGCUGAUAAUAAAAGCUCUUUGUUUUGGCGUUGGAAUCGGCUUCAAGUGAAUGCUAUGGAAGAUUCUGAAUUGCGGAAUGUGCAAACAGUUUACGAUUCUCCCAAAGUAACAAGCCAUUCUCGGUUGCUUUUUGGAGCGCAGAGCAGAGUUUUCGACGCCGAAAAUUCCCUCGAGAUGGAAAAAGAUUCGAAGAAGAGACACUCGCAGAAAGAUUUUACGGAGAAUUCAACUUCAAAUGGAAGCCGAGAAAAAGAAAUUGAAAAUGAAACUAAAGUUAUUGCGACUGUAAUGGACGCCGAGAAAGGAAGAUCAAACCCAUUCGAGUACUUUAAACAACAUCGAUUUGAUAAAGAGCUGGACCUGAACGGAUGGGUGCUGGGCCCGAUAAGGGCAUAUGAAAUUGCCACGGAGCUUCUCUCUUCUUCGACUGUUGUGAGUUUGUUUCUCGCAAACAACCGCCUUGGAAACGAAGGGGGCAGGGCCAUUGCAGAAGGUUUGCUCGGGAACUUUUCUGUUAAGGAGCUGGAUUUGUCCGGAAAUAUGCUCGGGCGAAACGCAGUCUCCAGUAUUGGAGAGAUGCUCAGAAAAAAUCGAACUCUGGAAAAGUUGAAUCUCUCGAGAAACGACCUAACAGAUCAAGACAUGGAAGUGUUUCUUGAAUUCCUCUGCGGCGAAAUUAUCUUAAAAGAGCUGGACUUAUCUCAUAAUAUUCUAUGCGAUCAAUUCGCUGAACGUAUGUCGCGAGUCUUAAAGAGUCAUUUUAUUCUCGAAAAGCUUUCCCUCAACUCAAAUCAGCUUGAAGUAACUGGCUUACAAGCCUUGAUGCCCGGUCUUCGAUGCACGCAAUCGCUUCGGGCUUUGAACAUUUCGUGGAAUUACUUGUACGACGUUGGAGCUGAAAUUCUUGGCGAAAUAAUCGCUGACAACGAAAGCCUAAUUGAAAUUUCCGCCUGUGGAAAUCUAUUCACAGCCAAAGCAGCCAGCUUCCUUGCCAAGGGGGUUGUUAAUAACUCAAAUUUGAAAAUUCUUCGCAUUGGUCAGAAUUUGAUCCGAAACUCGGGAGCGUAUGCGUUUAUCGAUGUCUUAUCUCAAAGCGGCUCGUCUUUAACCGCGCUUGAGGUUUUGGAUAUCGAUGGUACCAUUGUUGACCAAAAGUUUAAAGAAAGAGUCGAGACUAAGUUUUCUGAAAAGCCUGGUGCUUUAAAGGUAGUCAACGCUUCGGUUGUGGGUGAAAUUUCGAACGAGCUAGAACAGUUUGUGGAAAAAUCGCCUGAAGAUCUUUCCAUCUGAUUCAGGUCCAUUAGCUUCUUAUUUUGAAAGAAAUAUGUCAUGAAAUAUUAAUUGACUGAUGAGGAGUAACUCUUUAAAAUUCACAAUUUUCAUUUUUGCGACAAGGAAAUUUUGAAAUGUUAUAUGUAGAUUACCUUGCGUACAGAGUUUUACAGAUUGAUGUUCUCAAUAUUCAGAGGGGUGAAGCGUGUGUACAACUUCUGUAGAAUGUCUCUUGAAUAGAUUCAGAUCAUUUCACACCUUUUUUUUUUACAUUGCACAUUAAACUAGCAGGCUACUUUUGAUGUAUCUAGUGCAAUUGUAAUGAGACAUAGAGAAGAUAAAUGAUAGAAAUGAAUAAAUACAUUCAUUAGAUUUCAUUUUUGUCCUUCUAACCUCUCCAGCGAAAGAGUUGUGCGAUAUCGAAAGAAACUUAGAGCAAUUUUCAAUUGAGCGUUAAAGGAAUCCGGUUUUCAUCUUGUCUCAUCAGAGUGAAUCCAAUUCACGCUAUGAUUGGCCCAGAAAACUCGUACUGGUCACUCAAUCAAUCAAUCAAAUGCAAAUCUUAAACCAAUAACAACUUGGCGGCCCGCGUUUUCCCGCGCUUGAGGGGGUUUGGUUUUUUUUUUAAUUUGAGCUCUUAUUGGCUCCAAAUGGUAUUUUCCUCACUUCUAUUUGGCUGUUGUGAUUACCUGGGUUUUGCUUUUACGAAACUCAAUCGAAAAGCGCAAUAUUUCCUCUAAUGUCGCUAUUACAGUAAAGGGAAUAUCGCCCACUCAUUUGCUGAUUUCUAUUUGAAAUGAUUUGGUUCAAUUUGCACCAUUUGUUCUUAAGGCAACCUUUGGAUCAGUUCCCACGAACAAAGCCUGACGAAUCAGUCAUUAACAACCUUAAAUUGCUUUCCUUCUUCGUCCCACAACCUUCUACUGGGUUUGAGAAAGUCUUGAAAGGACGGUGACGACAACCUGAUACAGCCUUAGCAGAUGAUUCCUUUAGAAUCUAGAGGGUCUCUUAAUUACUUAUUCAAGAGAGAAAAGAAGUCAGUCGGAAUUAUGCUGCUAACUGUCUUCUCGUUUUCAUCCGCAGAAUGUCAAAUUGUACUUCAGGCUCAACAGUGGCUGGUGUAAAGUAAGUUCACUUUAACAACCGAUGGUGUCUGGUAAACAGGAAAUCAUGCAGGUUUUUGUUUCUAUCCAGAAAAUAAAGAAGCUUUCAAAGUUGAUUUCAUCGAAUGCAAGUGCCUUUGAACGCUUUUUAGUCAUGUGUAGGGUCGAAAUGUGAAUGCGUUUUUGUGGCGUAAAGCUUUGUGUCAGAGUACGAACAGUUUCAGUGUAAUUAGUUGGUAGUUGUUUAGGUCAUGUCAAAAAAGAUUUUGAAGGAUAAGGAAGAUCAUUACAUUUAUAAUGAAUGGCCGUGGUAGAGCACUUAUUUUAUUUAAUUUUUCUUUUUUUUCUGUUUUGGAUAUUUUCAGUAAGGCUACUGUUUGUUCUUGCUCUACAAUGCCAUGUCUUUUGAAAUUCUGUUCUUUUUAUCGAGCGCACAUGAUAAUUUAUCUUGUUGAUGUGGUGACGAGUCGACCAUAUGACAUCACUAAUCCUGCGCGCACGCGUUUAUUUGAACAGGCGCUGUUCAUGUUCUGCGGAAUCAUAACUUGCUGUUACUUCUGCUGUUGCUGCUUCUUCUGUUGUAAUUUCUGUUGCGGAAAGUGCAAGCCAGUUCCAGACGAGCAGUGGGAGGAUUUCGAAUUUGAUGACGUUAAAGAUGAGGAGGAUCCGAUAACGAAGCAGCCCGGUAGUAACGGAAAUGACACAAGCAGCGAGCAACCCCCCAAAUCACCUGGUGUUGACAGCGCGGCCAGCAACAGUACAGCGAAUUCCGCUAUCCCCAUGCCCUCGUCGUGAAUGACGUAGCAUUAGUGUUCAAAGGGAGUGGGGUGGGUAGAGUAUAUAUUUUUUUUUGCUGGCGGCCAUGUUGGAUAUUUGAAGGCUUGUACAAUGAAGGCAACAUGUUCUAGGUGACGAGAGGGUUAAAGAUAUAAAAUGUUUCUAGGUUCAGAAGGAUAAAUCGUAGCAAAGGAUAUGGAUAGGCUUCUGAGAUCUUAAGCUAACAGCUCUGAAUUGAGAUAGCUUUGGGGACUGGAGACGCUCUUUAGUUAUUCAAUAUGGCUGCCAGUACGCGUCGUUUGCAUGAAUUGUUAACUCAACUUUUUUCAGCUAUGGGAAGAAAGGUCAAUGUUGUGAAGGUUCUUUUUUUCAGUCCAGUUUAAUAUGCGUUAUGAUAAUGUAACAUUAAACAUAUUGUGAAGGGUAAUUCAAGUCUUUUCUACUUUUACGUUGACAAUACUUCUUGUGAUUUUUUUUUCCUGUCUAAACUGGUAAUGACCUUAUCUCUCUAGAUAAAUAAGUAAAUGAAUUGUUUAUGAAGUAAUGACGGAUGGAAUGACCAAGUUUGGAAGUUUGGCUUGCAGGAAAUCCAACUUUGCGUGUGGGGGUAGGGAGUGGCUGCUUAACCCGUUAACUCCCAUGAGUGACCAAGACAGAAUUUCUCCUUACAAUAUCAAUACAAUAUUAACCAGAUAAGUGAUGAGAUUAAAGAAAAUUUUCCAUUUGGGGAUAAUGAGUUGAUCCAAUUCCCAGAACUAGCAUUACAAGAAUUGUAUGGCUGAUAGUAAGGAGAAUUACAAAUUUGAUCUGGGAGUUAAAGGAUUAAGACAUCGUGUGACUGUGGUAACAUCUUAUGGUUACUUUUCUCAUAUCAUAAGGGAAUUCAUAUCUUCCCACUUAUAGACGCGUGUUAUAUUCUUUCUUUUUUUGUUUUCCCAUUUCAUUUGGUUCUAUGAAUGGGUCCUAAUCGGUAUUACCUUUUGGUAGCCUCUUGUAUGGAUGCUGAAGUUCGUAAGGACGAAGCGAUUUAUAAUUUUUCAGUUUGUAGUUUAGAAACCUUAACUAUGGUUAUGAUGCAUGUCGGUUGACCUUCGACAUGACUGGUCAGCAAAUUGUGAGGGAACUUGUUUGAUAGCGGUUUUUUCCAAAAUGUGUCGCUGGUAACUGUUAGUUAUAUCAUUUUCAUUAGAAGUUGAGUGGUUGUUCAGGCCAUUUUCGUUGAAUAAUAGGUGAUAUUUACCUUUACCUAAACAAAUAACUUUAUUAAGUUGUAUCAGAUAUGAAAUUGAUAUUUUUUUUCGGUUAAAUAACAAAGAAGCAUUAGACGGAUACUGAUACACGAAAGAAUCUUUGGUUCUUGCAGUACACAGCUCUCUUAAAGGUGGCUACUCAUUUAUGCUUUGAUUACGAUACCUUGAUUUUAAUUUCCGAAUCCAACAGCUUAGUCUCCUCUUUGUUUUUCUCUCUCCAUUGAGACUUGUUUCGAACGAGAUUUUUCACCACGGCAUGAUAGAAACCUGAGAAAAACACGGCGAUAUUAAAAACUCAAGAGCGUUACUUACCUGUCAUAUCUGGUGUAGGUUUUGUUACGCAACUUUUUCUCUUAAUCACAAAAAAAGUGGAAGCCAUUCUCUUUUUUUGGCUUUUUUUCUCUUAAAUGUCUGCGUUUGUAUUUUUUCUCACAGGGUUUAGCGUCACCGUAACUGGGUAUCUUUCGUUCUUCCUGUCAACCUUUAAUUUUGAAAUUUCCGUUUCAACGAGGCAAGUUCUCACAGAGGGUUUCUUCGACAGGCGAACAUUAUAUAUUCAUAUGUUUCAAGUUGUCAAUUAAGAAUUCCGUUUAGGUUGUAUAAUAAGUUAUUUCAGUAAUUGUAAUGAAGAAUUUCGCAAAUAAAGGUGCGAAAAUUU